This is a messenger RNA of Poeciliopsis prolifica (blackstripe livebearer), 862 nucleotides long. RefSeq names its product MARCO-like protein. The transcript has 2 exons. The coding region runs from base 1 to 852 and encodes 283 amino acids. The record is from RefSeq and is a predicted model, not a curated record. Lineage: Eukaryota; Metazoa; Chordata; Actinopteri; Cyprinodontiformes; Poeciliidae.
AUGCCCGGAGGCUCGGCAGGGAUCCGGCUGGGUCUGCAGGGAUCCGGCUGGGUCUGCAGGGAUCCGGCUGGGUCUGCAGGAGGAAGAACUGCUGCUGCUCCGGCCGUCAGGGCCCCUCUGCUGCUCAGGACGCCCACCUGCGGCCCGCUGCCUCCUGUUGGCCCAUCCUGCGAGGUCCAUCCGGUCCACUGGAGGACCAGAACCUUGUUGGAGAAACGUUUAAACCUGAAUCUGGAGAACCUGGGGAACCUGGAGAACCUGGGAAACCUGGAGAACCUGGGAAACCUGGAGAACCUGGGAAACCUGGAGAACCUGGGAACCUGGAGAACCUGGGGAACCUGGAGAACCUGGGAAACCUGGAGAACCUGGGAACCUGGAGAACCUGGGGAACCUGGAGAACCUGGGAAACCUGGAGAACCUGGGAACCUGGAGAACCUGGGGCACCUCGAGAACCUGGGAAACCUGGAGAACCUGGGAAACCUGGAGAACCUGGAGAACCUGGGAAACCUGGAGAACCUGGGAAACCUGGAGAACCUGGGAACCUGGAGAACCUGGGAAACCUGGAGAACCUGGGAACCUGGAGAACCUGGGAAACCUGGGGAACCUGGAGAACCUGGGAAACCUGGAGAACCUGGGAAACCUGGAGAACAUGGGAAACCUGGAGAACCUGGGAAACCUGGAGAACCUGGGAAACCUGGAGAACCUGGGGAACCUGGAGAAUUGUCCCAAACCGAGGGAACCCAAGGAAGAAAUCACUUCCCGUUUCACCCUGAAUGGAAAUGGUUUUAUUACGUUAAGAAAUCAACACACUUAAGAAACGGAUCUAUGUACACUGGUUCUACUGCAGAUUAAAAAACGGACC